AUGUGUCGACUAGUGUUAGUGACGGGUGCGGCCGGUUAUAUCGGUUCCCAUUGUGUUCUGAAUUUAUUAUCAAAUAACUAUGAAGUGGUUGUUAUUGACAAUAGCAGUACAUCUGCAUUAAUCAAUGGCCAACAAUUACCGGAAAGUUUGCGAAGAGUGGAACUGUUAGCCAAUAAUUGUGUGAAAGAAUUUAUUUUCGGUGAUCUCUGCAACAGUGAUGUCAUUAAUAAGAUGUUUAAAAAAUACCGAUUCGAUGCUGUCGUCCAUUUGGCGGACCUCAAGAAUAUUACCGAAUCUAUUGAACAACCGUUAGAUUAUUAUCGCAAUAAUAUGAUUUCAAUUAUCAAUUUAUUAGAUGCUAUGAAAAGGUUUGAAGUUUUUAAUCUAAUAUUUGCUUCUUCUGCUGUUGUCUACGGAAAACCUAAAUAUUUGCCGUUAGAUGAGUUGCACCCAACUGGCCAAUCAUUGACCAGCUCUUAUGCCAAAAGUUUAUAUAUGACAGAACAGAUACUACAAGAUUUAUGUACAACUGAUCCCAAGUGGACAGUUGUGUCAUUGAGAAUGUUUAAUGUUGUCGGUGCUCAUAACUCAGCUGAUAUCGGUGAACAUACCACUGGUGUUCCUAAAAACCUAAUGCCAUACAUCACACAAGUGGCUAAUGAAGGUAGACCUGAGCUAAGAGUGUAUGGAAGUGAUUACGACACACCUGAUGGCACCGGUAUUAGAGAUUAUAUACACGUUGAAGAUGUUUGUGAUUUAAUACUAAAAGCCUUAAAUAAAAUAAUUUCUGAUAACUGGUCGCAAUGGUAUGCAUUCAAUGUGGCCAACGGUUCCGGACAUUCAGUUCUUGAGAUCAUAGAUAUUUUUGAGAAAAAGUUGGCACAAAAAAUACCGUAUGUUUUGGUAGACAGAAGACCGGGAGAUAUUGGCCAUAGUUUAGCUGAUAUAUCAUUAAGUAAACAAAUAUUCAAUUGGGAACCAAAACGAGAUAUUCAUCUCAUGUGUGAAUCAGCUAUGAAUUGGCAAAAGAAACACAUAAAUGGUUUUGAUUGCAUCCAUCAAAAUGUUAAUCAAUAA
Molecule: messenger RNA, 1077 nt
Organism: Oppia nitens
Lineage: Eukaryota; Metazoa; Arthropoda; Arachnida; Sarcoptiformes; Oppiidae
Product: UDP-glucose 4-epimerase-like
Exons: 2
Coding region: 1-1077 (358 amino acids)
Biological process (GO): beta-D-galactose catabolic process via UDP-galactose, Leloir pathway
Cellular component (GO): cytosol
Molecular function (GO): UDP-glucose 4-epimerase activity
Source: RefSeq, a predicted model, not a curated record